AUGCAUAUCGCCGAUUUCGUGUCCGGCUCCUUGGCAGGGGCCUGUGGCCUGGCUGUGGGCUAUCCUCUGGACACUGUCAAGGUCAGAAUCCAAACCCAAAGACAGUUCACUGGAGUAUGGCAGUGUAUCGCCUCCACAUUUUCCAAAGAAGGGGUGCACGGCUUCUUCAAGGGCAUGUCACUGCCAAUGGCAACGAUGUCCGUCACGUCUUCAGUGGCAUUCGGGACCUACAGGAACUGUCUUUACUGUCUAAAGCAGGCGCGAGGAGCACCCUAUGGCCCCAGCACCAAGCCGGAAAUCUUCCUGUCAGGAAUGGUAGGCGGAAUAAUGCAGAUGCUGUUUAUAGCACCCGGUGACAUCAUCAAAGUGCGCCUUCAGUGUCAGACAGAGUCCGUGCGGCGAGGGAGCAAGCCCAAGUACCGUGGGCCAGCCCACUGUCUCCUGAGCAUCCUCAAGGAGGAGGGCUUACGGGGGCUGUACCGGGGGGCCUUGCCGCUGGCGCUGAGGGAUGGCCCCGGGUUCGCCAUCUAUUUUUUGAGCUACAACACCAUUUGUGAAAUGCUGACAGGGAACGGGAAAGAUAAACCAGCCUGGAGCGCUGUGAUGCUGGCCGGAGGCUUUGCUGGCACAUUGGCGUGGUCCUUCAGCACGCCGAUGGACGUGAUCAAGGCCCGCAUGCAGAUGGACGGCGUCCGUGGUACGCGGCAUUACAGCGGGCUGGUGCACUGCAUUACAGAGACGGCGCGGACUGAGGGCGUGGCCGUCUUCUACCGGAGCAUGGGCAUUAACUGCCUGCGUGCCUUCCCGGUCAAUGUGGUGGUGUUUGUCACCUACGAGCUUCUGACUGGCCUCUUGCAGGCCACGCCGGACCAUACCGAUCCCCCUCGGGUGGGCUUGGAGUAA
Molecule: messenger RNA, 903 nt
Organism: Nerophis lumbriciformis (worm pipefish)
Lineage: Eukaryota; Metazoa; Chordata; Actinopteri; Syngnathiformes; Syngnathidae
Source: RefSeq, a predicted model, not a curated record